AUGAUCGGUGCGCGGAUUCACUUGUUCCUGUUGGGAACUCUGUGCUCGGGGAUACUAGCAGCUCCCCUUGGUAAUCAGUAUGAGGAAACGGAUCCAGAACUGACUGCAGGAUACUUCCAGGGUGAUAUGGAUGUGGACUUUACCCGAAAUGGAAUGCUGACCGAGACUCGUCGCUGGCCAAACGCCACGGUUCCUUACAGGAUCUCCGAGGAGUUCGAUGCUCCUCAAGUGGAGUAUAUUAAGCUUGGCAUGCAGUUCAUCGAGUAUUACUCCUGCAUUCGUUUUGUGCCAGCUGCUCAAGACGAGGAAAACUAUCUCAUUGUGAUUCCCUCCACUUCGGGAUGCAGCUCAAAAGUGGGUUACCAGCCAGGUGAAAGAACAGUCAAACUCAAGCCUGCCGAACUGGACACCGGAUGCUUCAAACUGGGAACCAUUCAGCACGAAUUGCUCCACACUUUGGGUUUUCAUCAUCAGCAAUGCUCCCCAAAUCGCGAUGAGUUCGUAAAGAUUGUGGAAGAGAACAUAUCCGAGGGUCACGAAAAGAACUUUGUGAAGUACGAAGAGGAUGAUGUGGGGGACUUCGAUCAGCCGUAUGACUAUGGAAGCAUUUUGCACUAUAGUUCCUUGGCUUUUUCGAUCAACGGUGAGGCUACAAUUGUGGCUUUGGAUCCAAAGGGACAGGGGUUAAUGGGUCAGCGUUUACAAAUGAGUGAGACCGAUAUCAAUCGACUCAACACCAUGUAUAAGUGCCCACUUCAAUUGUAAGGCUUGCAAACUAACAAUUACAUUUUUUUUAUCAAAUUAAAAUUAAAUAAGAGUUGCCUUACUUUCAAGUGUCGAAAAGUUAUAUUAACAACUUUCUUUGUAUUUUCUCAAAUUAUUAAUAAAUAAAAACGCUUGUAUAUUGGAAC
Drosophila ficusphila is the source of this 911-nucleotide messenger RNA. Its product is annotated as seminal metalloprotease 1. Gene Ontology annotation, molecular function: zinc ion binding; metalloendopeptidase activity. Lineage: Eukaryota; Metazoa; Arthropoda; Insecta; Diptera; Drosophilidae. The coding region runs from base 1 to 765 and encodes 254 amino acids. The transcript has 2 exons. Gene Ontology annotation, biological process: proteolysis. The record is from RefSeq and is a predicted model, not a curated record.